Molecule: messenger RNA, 4807 nt
Organism: Periconia digitata
Lineage: Eukaryota; Fungi; Ascomycota; Dothideomycetes; Pleosporales; Periconiaceae
Source: the annotation of a GenBank genome assembly
AAUCUUGGCAGACCACAAUUCCGCCAUUACUUCUGUGUAACAAAACAUGCGGUGAAGCAGCGUGUUACUCGAGGCGCCAAGACUUUACAAACGACUAGUUAUCACUCGACCCUCUCCCAUACCACCCCCUUCGUGUGCUUUGCUUCAUCUUGAGAUUAAUUAUUCUGGAGUCAAAAUGGGUUGGGCUCAGAACUACGAAUUCCAAGAAGACUGUACAGAAGAGAGCGAGGAUGAGUAUCACGCACAACCACAGCCAUCCGAGUCUGAAGAGGAGGACAGUGAUCUCGAUGCAGAUGCCGCGCAAUCAUUCGGCCCCCGCACGACUUCGGAACGGAAGAGAGCCCAGAAUGAAAUCUUCCGUGCAUUUGCGACUGUCAAGGCUAGUCAGAUCACAGAAAAGGAAGUCAAGGACACCAUCAAAAGCGCAAAAGACGAGGUUCUGUCCAUCCAAGCUAUUCUGGCCAAACAAGAGAAUAGCUCUCGAAUCAGUACUCCUCGCGACUAUCAAACGGAGCUCUUCCAGCGAGCAAAGGAUGAGAAUAUCAUCGCUGUGUUGGGUACAGGCUCAGGCAAAACUCACAUUGCUACCCUGUUACUUCGACAUAUACUUGACCUAGAAGUUGAAGCCCGUGCCAAAGGAGCCCCUCCCAAGAUUGCCUUCUUUCUCGUUAAUUCCGUCAACCUUGUGUUCCAGCAGUCCAACGUGCUGCGCUGUGGUCUGGAUCAUGGUGUUGAAGGUAUAUGCGGCGCUAUGGGUGCACGUCUUUGGGAAAAAGCCACCUGGGACAAACACUUCGAAAAGAACAUGGUCAUUAUAUGCACUGCAGAAGUCCUCUUUCAAUGCAUGAUGCACUCUUUUAUCGGCAUCCACAAGAUCAACUUACUGAUCUUCGACGAAGCUCACCACGCAAAGGACAACCAUCCAUAUUCUCGCAUCAUGAAGGAUUACUAUAUGGCCGAGCCUGAUAUCAGCAAGCGACCAAAAGUUUUCGGGAUGACAGCCUCUCCAGUCGAUGCGAAUAAAAACAUCAGUCAAGUCGCCAUGCAGCUCGAGAAGAUGCUCCACUGCAAGAUUGCAACUACGUCUGACCUGACGCUCGUUGCCAAUGCCAUCAAUCAGCCUGACGAGGAAGUUGCACAGUAUUCUCGGUUGCAUCAACCCUUCGAAACUGCCUUACAUCAAGAGUUGAAGUCCCGAUUCGGAGACGUGGAUGACUUUCAGAAGUUGUUUAGGGCGUCGAAGCUAAUCAGCACCGAGCUCGGCCGAUGGGCGUCCGAUAUCUACUGGUCAUUCGCAUUCACGGAAGAAGCGACUCGGAAGCGCGAAAUUCGUCAGGAAUUUCAUCACCACAAGACGUUCCAAGAUGGAGGAAUGGAAAAGCUCAAUGAUCAACUCGCUCGUCUGAAAGAGGCAGCUGCAUACGUUCAACAGCUCGACUUCGGUGUGCCAAUGGCGACCCCACAAGACCUCAGCUCGAAGGUGCUAGUGUUACAUCACUGGUUAAAUAACUAUUAUCAUCGACAUGGCGAGCAUAGAUGUAUUGUCUUUGUGACCCGACGGCAGACAGCUCGUCUGUUGCAAUUGAUCUUCAGCCAUCUAGGCGGCCCUUUCCUCAAGAGCGAUAUACUGGUCGGCAUCAAUGCAAUCGGGCAUGAUUUCAACGUAUCCUUGAGAAAACAGAUCAUAACGGUAGCGAAAUUUCGCAAAGGGGAUAUCAACUGCCUAUUCUGCACCUCUGUGGCAGAAGAGGGACUGGACAUACCUCAAUGUAACCUGGUUAUCCGAUUCGAUCUUUACAGCACAAUGAUCCAGUACGUCCAAUCUCGGGGCCGAGCGAGGCACCAGAAUUCGAAGUACCUCCACAUGGUAGAAGAAGGUAACAUGAAACACCGCGAGGCUGUCUAUGAAUCAAGAACUUCCGAAGCAGUGAUGAAAAACUUCUGCGAAGGUUUGUCUGUGGACCGCCUGCUCGAUGACGAGGACUCAAUGGUGAAUUUACCGGACAUGGAUCCAGAAUACAUGUCAUAUACCGAUCCGGACACCGGAGCCAAACUCACAUACAAGUCAAGCUUGGCAGUACUGGCACACUUUGUUGCUUGCCUCCCGACCUCGAACCACGACACUAUUUUGCAGCCUACAUACGUUGUCAGCCAGGCCAGCACCAGAGAUGAUCCAGAUGACGAUAUGCAGACUGGCUUUCGAUGCGAGGUCAUCCUUCCAAGUUGCUCCCCCACCGCCUCAAUGGUUGGCAAAGCGUGCAGACGAAAAAUAAUCGCAAGAUGUUCUGCAGCAUUCAUGAUGUGUAUGGAACUUCGUGAACGAGGAGAUCUUGAUGGAAACCUGCUGCCUACCUACGAAAAGAGAUUGCCUGCCAUGCGAAAUGCACAUCUUGCCAUCAGCGAAAAGAAGAAGGGUCUGUAUCCGAUGCGUACAAAGCCUGAAUUCUGGAAUAUCAAUUCUAAUUGCGUCCCCGGCCUCCUCUACCUGACUAUUAUCGACGUGUCCUGUGGCCUAGAUCGACCGCAUCAACCUCUUGGUAUUCUCACGCGCACUCCCAUGCCUCAGCUGCCUCGAUUUCCGAUAUUUCCGAAGGAUAAUCGGGCCUCUGAAGUAGUGUCGGUGUCUCUUACAACCCCUCUGGAAACAAAUGAUCAGAUGCUCCAGCAGUUCACGCAGCUCUUCCUAGUUUUGUAUGAAGACGUAUUCAACAAGGUAUUCGAGCACAAUGUCACCAAAAUGCCAUACUGGCAGGUUCCCAUCAAACUGGAACGAGCUGGAUCAUUUAGCUCGACUUCCAAGCCUGGAGACAUCAUAGACAUGGAGCAAAUACAACUAGUGUGCAAUCAACGCGAACACAGGUGGACACCAGAAUCAACUGCCAAGGAUCUCUCCGAUAGGUACUUUGUUGACCGAGGUAAUGGUAGCCGACGGUUCUACGCAAUCGCCAUAGCACCCCAAUAUAAAGCGCUGGAUCCCGUGCCGGAAUCUGCCCCAACCUACAGAUACGACCGGAAUAUUCUGGACUAUUCAGUCAGUCUUUGGAAGUCUGCUCGUGAAAAGGCGAAGUGGAACGAGACACAGCCGGUGAUACAGGCCGAGUGGAUACCUUUCCGCCGUAAUUUCCUGGCGACCGUCGAGGAUAAAGAAAAGGCUACUAUCAGGGGGAAAAAUGUGGCAUUUGUAUGCCCGGAGCCUUUCAGGAUAUCUACAAUAUCCACACGAUUCAUCGCCAUGUGUUAUGUGUUUCCGGCCAUCAUUCAUCGCUUUGAAGACUAUCUCAUUGCUCUGGAGGCUGCUCAAAUGCUCGCUCUUGACAUAGGGCCUGCUUUGUGUUUGGAAGCAGUUACCAAAGACUCCGAGAACACAGAUGAGCACAGUAACGAGAAAAUCAAUUUCAAGAGUGGUAUGGGUCCCAACUACGAGCGUCUCGAAUUCUUGGGUGACUGCUUCUUGAAAAUGGCCACCUCCAUUUCAACCUUUGUACUGCAACCCGACGAGAACGAAUUCGAGUUCCAUGUGAGGCGCAUGGUAAUGCUGUGCAACAAAAAUCUCUUCAAGGCCGCAAUGAAACUGAAUCUGGUUGAUUUUGUUCGGACGGAAUCAUUCUCACGUCGUACAUGGUAUCUUAAAGGGCCAGUUCUUCUACAGGGUAAAGGCCCCAAAUCAAGCGGACAUGAGGUUAUCAGGCAUUCCCUAGGCGAUAAAUCGGUCGCAGAUGUGUGUGAAGCAUUCAUCGGUGCUGCUUUCAUGCAGCACCAUAGGGAAGGACGCUGGUCUCCAGAAAUGUGGGAUCAGGCUGUAAAAGCCGUGACUGUAUUCACAAACACAGAAGACACACAGGAUCACCAGAUGGAGAAGUUCUCCGACUAUUACGCAGCAUACGAGAAACCAAAAUACCAAGUGGCGGAACCAACGGCCACGCAACUUGACCUUGCUCUCAAAGUUGAGGAACAGCACCCUUAUCAUUUCAAAUACCCUCGUCUACUCCGGUCCGCAUUCGUGCAUCCGUCGCAAGCUUUCAUGUGGGAGCAAGUUCCAAAUUACCAACGUCUGGAAUUCCUGGGGGAUGCACUUCUGGACCAGGCCUUUAUUAUGCAUUUAUUCUACAGAUACCCCAGCAAAGAUCCACAGUGGCUCACCGAGCACAAAAGCCCCAUGGUUUCCAACAAAUUCCUUGGAGCCGUCUCUGUCAAACUAGGAUUUCACAAACACAUUCGCCAGAAUAAUUCAAUGCUCAGCAGCCAGAUCUACGACUAUGUUGGCGAGAUAGAAGAGGCUGAGCGAGAAGCCAAUGGCGCGGUGGACUACUGGACCACAGUUAUGGAACCACCCAAGUGUCUUGCCGACGUGGUCGAAGCUUUUGUAGCCGCUAUGUUCGUGGACUCGGAGUUCAACUUUCAAGUAGUUCAAGACUUCUUCGAUAUGCACCUCAAGCCGUUCUUCCUUGAUAUAACGGUCUAUGAUAAAUUUGGCCAUCACCACCCUACAACUCGCAUGAUGAAGCUCCUGCACGAGAGUUUUGGGUGCCGUAACUGGCGAAUGGCAACUCACACAACAAAAUCGCUGCUUCCAGGGAAAGAUCAGGUGUUGGCUAUGAUCAUGAUCCAUAACAAGGUGCGAUUCCACGGCGUUGCCGCAAGUGGUCGGUAUGCACGAAUCAAAGCCAGCCACUCUGCGUUGGAGCAUCUGGAUGGACUACCGGAAUACGAGUAUCAGAAGAACUACGGAUGUGAUUGUGCAGAGCAUAAAGAGGAUGAGGAAACGCUGGAGGAGGACCUGAAAGAGAGAAUGGGACCUGCAAACUAG